GAUGUAAAAUAUUUUAAACACAUAAAAUCAAUGUAACUUAAAUUUCAAACUAUCUGGCAAUCUAAUUAGCAUGACAUUAACCCAUUCUGACAUGUAUAAAUACUGAUUGAAAUGUAUUUGAUCACAUUCUUCUUGUUUUCUUAGAGCUUAGGAAGCUUUCUAUUCUACUUCUUGUUUGGUUCCCGCGAAAGUGAGGAAGCUCUCAACAAUGGAGGUACGUGAACUCAGACGCAGAGUCAAAGCAGAUAAAAGUUGUGCAACAGAAGAGCCCAGAACCUUUGUUCUUAAGUCUACCAAACAAAAGGACUCUCCUUUGAGUUCCGAGGAGGAAGGACGAGAGUGCAGGACCAGGAAAAUGAUUAAGAUCGAGGAUCUUGCAGAGAAGGAUCCACCGACCUUAAAAACUCAGCUAGCUCGACGCAAUGCUGCUGCGGAGGCCACAGUGACAGAGCAGGCGGCACAGGAAAAUGACAAACAUAGUGAUCCACUUUCUGCACUUUCAGGACCACCCGACUCGAGUGGGGUUGCAACUGAUAUGCUUCAAUGUAAUGAAUUAGCAGUUUCCGGAGUGAAAAAGGGGCUGGCGUUAUUUCUUAUGACAAAAUCAAAUAACGAUGAUGCUGGUCAAAUGAUCGAUCAAGCAAACAACGCCUUUUUGUACCUUAAAGGCGUUAAUGCUGAUUACCGAUCUUUUUAUGCCAUUGUGCGCAGCUUUAUUUUAAACUGCUGGAAAUUUCAAAAGGCUGAGAAGGAGGUGCAAGAAAAUUCGCAAAGUGUGAAGAUAAUAAUUGAUGACUAUGAGACGCUUGAUCAUCAAUCAUCUAAAGCAAAAAAGGCUUUUGCUAAGAUCGAGGUUAAUCUUGUUAAGGCGAAAAGCUACAUGGCGCCUCUUGAAGCUCGAGUUCAAGAUACAAGAGAGUUGCUCGAAAAACUCGAGGUAGAACUUUGUGAAAGGAGAACAGAAAUAGAAAUGCUCGAAGCUGACAAGGCUAGAGUUUUAGAAGAGAAGGAUGCAGCGGAUAUUCAGAUACGGGAAGGUGGUGUUAGAGUGAAGGAAGCGCAGAGCACUCUCAGAGAUAUGCUUUUCCGCCAAGAACGGCUCGAACAGAAUUGGGAGAGAGUAGAAGACAGCUAACAAUAAUCUGAGGUAUGGUUUUGGUACAUAAGAUUGGCUACUAUUUUGUUGAUAUGGUUAGGUGUGGAUACAAUAGGGUUGUGCAUUUGGUUCAAACAGUUUCGAAUCAAAUCAACAUUCUGUUUUGUUUUUAAACUGAACCAAACCAAAUUUAUGUAUGUAAAAAACUUCGAACUAAACUAAUAGGUUCAGUUUGUACUAAAUCUUGAAUGAAAUUUUGUUAUGUCCAAAAACGGAACCAAAUAUAUCGGUUUUGUUCGGUUUCUAUACAUCCCGAGUGGAUAGUAGUGUUUUGUGUAGAAAAUGUUGUCUUGUUCUUUUGUCAAGCAAGAUGUUCACAGCUGCCUCUAUAAACAGCCUAAAACUCAUCAAAUCAUAUUGCCUGUA
Mercurialis annua (annual mercury) is the source of this 1522-nucleotide messenger RNA. RefSeq lists its product as uncharacterized. NCBI's taxonomy places the organism in Eukaryota, Viridiplantae, Streptophyta, Magnoliopsida, Malpighiales, Euphorbiaceae. The record is from RefSeq and is a predicted model, not a curated record. The transcript has 2 exons. Bases 209 to 1135 code for a protein of 308 amino acids.